Musca vetustissima is the source of this 2465-nucleotide messenger RNA. Its product is annotated as death-associated protein kinase related. Gene Ontology annotation, cellular component: nucleus. Gene Ontology annotation, molecular function: protein serine/threonine kinase activity; ATP binding. Gene Ontology annotation, biological process: intracellular signal transduction; protein phosphorylation; positive regulation of apoptotic process. Lineage: Eukaryota; Metazoa; Arthropoda; Insecta; Diptera; Muscidae. The record is from RefSeq and is a predicted model, not a curated record. The transcript is spliced from 9 exons. The coding region runs from base 54 to 2465 and encodes 803 amino acids.
CAGCCGCCAAAAUAGGUACCCGUCUGCGUGAACAUCGUGAAAAUAAAACCAAUAUGAUUUAUAUUGAUGAUUCAGAGCCGGAAGGUGAAUUGGAACCGGCAUUUCCUUAUCGUGAUGUUCAAAUACAAAGAGAUGUGGAUGCCCAUGAACUGUACGACAUUCUCGGAGAGGUGGGACGUGGCAAAUUCGGUGUCGUCUACAAAUGUCAAGACAAAAGUAAUGGCCUAAAGCUGGCUGCCAAAUUUGUACCCACACCCAAGAAGGAGGAUCGCCGCAAUGUGGAACGGGAGGUGGAGAUCAUGAAUUCGCUGCAGCACCAUUUAAUUACACAGUUGUAUGCCGCAUAUGAAUACAACAAAAUGAUGUGUGUGGUGCAGGAAUUAGUAGAAGGCGGUGAAUUAUUCGAUCGUGUGGUCGACGAUGAAUUUGUCCUCACCGAGAGGGUGUGUGUCGUCUUCAUACGCCAAGUCUGCGAAGCUAUGGAAUUUAUACACCGCAACAAUAUCCUCCACUUGGAUUUGAAACCUGAAAAUAUUUUAUGUCUAACCCAGGAGGGUAACCGCAUUAAAAUCAUAGAUUUUGGUCUGGCACGGAAAUUUGAUCCGAACAAGAAAUUACAGAUCCUUUUCGGUACACCGGAAUUUGUGGCUCCUGAAGUUGUUAACUUUGAUUGCAUCUCCUAUAGCACAGAUAUGUGGAGUGUGGGCGUUAUAACAUAUGUUCUAAUCUCCGGCCUCUCACCGUUUAUGGGAGAAACUGAUAUUGAGACCAUGGCCAAUGUGACAAUUGCCAAAUAUGAUUUUGAGGAUGAAUCCUUUAGCAAUGUUUCACCUGAAUGCAUCGAUUUUAUAUCGAAGCUAUUAGUAAAAGACUUGAAUACCCGCAUGACAGCUGAACAGUGUCUGAAACACAAAUGGCUACAGAGACGCCCCAAGAGUCCACCAAAGGUUUCACCAAAGCCCUUAACCAUACCAGAAGCCUCGCUGAAGGCAACCACACCCUCACCCAUACCGCCCAGCAUUGAUGGGGAUCACAGUUCGGUGGCCAGUAAUGAAACCGAGGAGAGCGAUCCAGUAACGGGGACAAAAGAAUUGGAUACAACAAAAGAUAAUCUGAAAAACUUCAUAGAACGCUGGGAGGAACAUCCGAACAGUCCGUAUGUAUUCGAUGUCGAAGGAAAUGUUAUUGCCCCGCUCAGCGAGACGGAGUACAAAAAGGCUCACGGCCCCGACAGCAUAUCAUCGUCAAGAGUUUGCUCUCCAUCACCCUGCGAGAGCCUUGACACCGUAACCGAUGACGAAUCCUAUUUAUCGGAGUUCAAUAAUAUCGAUGAACCUCCCACACCCAUUAAUGAGUCCCGGGAACAUUUGUUCCCCUCGCCCAGUGGUGCUGCUACCCCGACGCCACAGAGUAUUAAUAUGUCGAAUCCGUUUGGCAGUCGGGUGGAUGAGUUGAAUGGCAGUACCCUGAAUUUGCAGCAACGCUCUCUGAAAUCGUAUCUUCAUACAUUCGAUCGCCGUAAUUCGGAUACGAAUUAUUUGUUGGGUCGUCGUUCGUCAGGAGAGCGGGUCAAUUUGGCCGAUGAAAUUAAAAAGCUAUCCGAUCAUUUGCUGAUGUUGGCCCAGAUUAAUACGAAGUUCAAUAAGGAUGGUAGUGAAAAGGAGAAGGAGGGCGAAGAGGUGGAAAAGAAACCCAAGACAAAGAAGGGUACUGGGGAAAAGAAAAAGUCCCCCAAAACCUCGGAAAGUGAAAAAACGGGAAGCACAAAGGAAAAGGAGGGGAAAGUCAAGACCCCUAAAACUUCCAAUACAACAACAACAACAACUACCUCAAAGAAGACCGCUAUGGAAAAUUCAGUGACCUCCAAUAACAACAAUAACACCACCACGACCACAAGCACCACCAGCAGCUCCACCUCCACAACCUCCACCACCAAUAACUUCUUCAGCAACUUGAACCCCGGUAAAAGCCGAACCAGCAGCCUCUCCUGGCGUCUGCAACAAUCCAUUGAAGAGACACCCAAAUUGAAUACCUCCUCGAAUGGCCCCAGGAAAUCCUCCGUCAGUACCAUGACAACUGGCAAUGCCCAAAAACCCACCUCAGCGGCGGAUCGUUUCCAAGAGGCAGCCAGCAUAAAGCGGGCCAAAUUCCGUAUCAGUCAAAUGAGCCGUGAUGUUCCCGUCGGCCUACCCAAUACCCAUCAGGCGGUGAAUUUGGAAGAGGCCGCCAAUAAUACCAAAGAUUGUCUCCUGCAUCUCCUGGAGAAAUAUAACGAAUCGAAGACCCGCAACCCCUUGGGUAGGCAUCAGAGUAUUGGCGCCAUCGAUUGGAAUGUUAGCGACAAUUUGGAAUAUCGUUCGAUGAGUUCGAUCAAUGCCUUCUUUCAGCGUCACAACAACAGGGGGAAUAUGGUGAAACAAUUGCAGCAGCAGCUACAGGAAAAGACCGGGGGUGCGGCUAAUUGA